Molecule: messenger RNA, 635 nt
Organism: Puccinia graminis f. sp. tritici CRL 75-36-700-3
Lineage: Eukaryota; Fungi; Basidiomycota; Pucciniomycetes; Pucciniales; Pucciniaceae
Exons: 7
Coding region: 78-635 (185 amino acids)
Source: RefSeq, a predicted model, not a curated record
CACAUCUUUUCCUACUGCAAUUUUUCUUGCUGGGAGUUGUUAGAGAAAGUGAAUGCUUUCUCACAGUUGAAUACAUCAUGGGCAGUGAUAGGCUCAAUCUUUUACAAGGAAGGGAAGAUGCAAACAAAAUCUUGGAAAGCUCAUCAGAAGGUCUCACUGUGAAAGAAAUAGGUCAAAAACUGAUGAAAAGCGUGCAUCUAGAGAUAACUGGGGGGCGUUCUGCAUACUUCAAACAUGAAAAGCAUUUAGAUAAAGGGAUAUUACAAGAAUCAGAAGAUCAGUUGGAUGAAAAAUUUGUGACACCUCUAUACACAUGUCUCAUGGAGGUUGAUAACUUGAAUGACAUUGUUCUGAAGUUCCUUGGUUCAGACAAUCACAAAUUAAUGAUUGGAGAGGAACAUCUGAAGAAGAUCUUCAAUGAGGAAAUUGGAUCUCAAAUGGUAUUCAAUUACUUAUUGGGAAAGUUUCCUGUGAAAAAAAGUGUCACUGCAGCUUACUUGAAAUUUGACUUCAAACAAAGCCUUGAAGAAUGUCCUUUCAUUGAUGAAAUUAUGGGUAUUCAUAAGUCAUUACAAGUCAAAUCAUUGGAAGAUAACAGCUUCCGUCGUUUAAAAUAUCAGAUUAACCAUGGAUAA